GAACAUGUGGUCUACGUCCAUUUAACGCUCUUCGCUUCUGAUCACAAACCACAACAACCCCACUCUCUUCCCAACUCUCUCUCUCUCAGCUAAUCAGACUCUGUUGCUCAACUCCACCGUCCAUGGCGGCCGGAAUUUCCAUGGCCUCGAGCUCGAGGUCGUUCCAUUUCUGCCGAAACCCAUUUCUUGGCCCCAAGCCCACCUCCACCCUCACCCCCACUUCACUCUUCUCAAUCUCCAUUCGUCGAUUCGAUACUAUUCUUCGGUCCCGAAGAAAGCCGACCUUGACGGUCUGCUUCGUGGUGGAGAACGAGAAAUUGAACACCCGGAUUGAGACAGAAGCAGAGGAGGAGAGUUCGGAAGAGAUUGAGAAACAGAUCUCGGCCGCACGCGUGGCUGAGAGGCAGGCCAGGAAGAGAUCAGAGCGGUUCACUUACCUCGUUGCGGCAGUCAUGUCUAGUUUAGGAAUUACGUCCAUGGCCAUCUUGUCUGUUUAUUAUCGCUUCUCUUGGCAAAUGGAGGGUGGAGAGAUUCCCUACUCAGAGAUGUUUGGUACAUUUGCUCUCUCUGUCGGUGCUGCUGUGGGGAUGGAAUUUUGGGCAAGAUGGGCUCAUAGGGCGCUUUGGCACGCUUCUUUGUGGCACAUGCACGAGUCACACCAUAAACCCAGAGAAGGUCCUUUUGAGCUUAAUGACGUAUUUGCCAUUACAAACGCGGUUCCAGCCAUAAGCCUCCUCUCCUAUGGUUUCUUCCACAAAGGCCUCAUUCCUGGUCUCUGUUUCGGUGCUGGUCUGGGUAUUACGGUCUUUGGGAUGGCCUACAUGUUCGUUCACGACGGUCUCGUUCACAAGAGAUUCCCGGUGGGGCCCAUCGCCAACGUACCCUAUUUCAGAAAAGUUGCAGCGGCCCACCAGCUACACCAUUCGGACAAGUUCAAUGGAGUGCCAUAUGGGUUGUUUUUGGGACCAAAGGAAGUGGAAGAAGUGGGAGGGCAUGAAGAGUUGGAAAAGGAGAUCAAACGGAGGAUUAAAGCAUCGAGUGGUUCAUGAUUGGGGUGAUUCCAUGUAUGUCGAUGGAAGGAAAUGAUUGUGAAAGAAAAAUAAUGGAAAGGAAAAGGAAAAGGAAAAGGAAAAGGGAAAUGAAUGAUGAAUCAGUUUGCGUGUACAUUUCUGUUUUUAAUUCUAUAGUUUUUGCGUGUGCGCCAUAGUUACACUACUUAAA
Messenger RNA from Cornus florida, 1221 nucleotides. RefSeq names its product beta-carotene hydroxylase 2, chloroplastic-like. Gene Ontology annotation, biological process: carotene metabolic process; xanthophyll biosynthetic process. The transcript has 7 exons. The record is from RefSeq and is a predicted model, not a curated record. Lineage: Eukaryota; Viridiplantae; Streptophyta; Magnoliopsida; Cornales; Cornaceae. Gene Ontology annotation, cellular component: chloroplast. The coding region runs from base 123 to 1049 and encodes 308 amino acids. Gene Ontology annotation, molecular function: beta-carotene 3-hydroxylase activity; iron ion binding.